Molecule: messenger RNA, 1298 nt
Organism: Melitaea cinxia (Glanville fritillary)
Lineage: Eukaryota; Metazoa; Arthropoda; Insecta; Lepidoptera; Nymphalidae
Gene: Fer2
Product: T-cell acute lymphocytic leukemia protein 1 homolog
Exons: 6
Coding region: 1-681 (226 amino acids)
Biological process (GO): developmental process; regulation of transcription by RNA polymerase II
Molecular function (GO): DNA-binding transcription factor activity, RNA polymerase II-specific; RNA polymerase II transcription regulatory region sequence-specific DNA binding; protein dimerization activity
Source: RefSeq, a predicted model, not a curated record
AUGUCAGGAACAAGAACACAGGUCGCCGAUUCGUCCACUUCACCUCCUUUGAGUGAAAAUCGACGCUUAGGAUAUUCUGGACUAAAGUUCGCUUACGGCGACGGUUCGGAUGACGAGAGUCAUUCCAUAGCGACGGAACUACCAUCCUGCGUGUAUGCGGCUGCGAGAUCCAGGCUGCAACUGCCACUCGCUGCCUACGUCCAUCAACAUUCUCGCCAAUUACAUACAGAUGCGAUCCUGGAGUCAUCAGUAGAGACAGAUUACCAAUGCGGCGGGUCCCCUUACCGAGUGCAGCGUGCCGCGGCGAACGUUCGAGAAAGACGACGGAUGCUGAGGUCCGGACCCAAUGGCAGUAUAAACUCGGCGUUCGACGAAUUGCGUGUGCACGUACCGACUUUUCCUUACGAGAAAAGACUCAGUAAAAUCGACACUCUACGGCUGGCCAUCGCGUAUAUAGCGCUCUUGAGAGAGGUCUUAGAUGCUGACUACGAUCCACUAACAUAUGUAGAAAAAUGCCUCCGUGGAGAAAUAAAAGCAGAUAGAGCUCACUGGAAUACUAGUGAUUUAACAGCCAGACUAUCAUGGAUUAACUGGGAGAAUCUUGGAGUAAACCCACAACGCAGAAGUGUCCUCACAUCACUAGCGCUCAGCUCUGACAAUCUGCAAUAUCCUCACAAUUAAAAUAACAAUCAUAUUUCGGAUAUUUUUAUGUCACUGCUAGUUUAAUAGUGUUAACUUUGAAUUAGAAAUUGUUACUGUGCUAAAUUAUUAUAAUAUUUAUUAUAUACAUAUUUUAUUGUUAAUGGGUUUUCAAACCGUGAUUUACAUUAUUGUACCAUAUUGAGACGAAAAUACAUGCAGAAAUUUUAACUGGAGCUAAAAAUCUAUCCAAUAUCGAAACAGGUGCAUGAGUUACAGUACAAUUUACUAUUACAUAAGCUCCGAAAUAAAUUGUAAGCAUGUGAUUUGUUUUUAUACUUUAGUAUAUAUUUAGUUAGAUCAAUAGAACAGUAGGUAACAAGAUACAACGUUUGUUACAACAAUGCCUUUUUAUACAUUACUAAGUAAAUAUUAUAAAUAACUGACGUAAUGAACAAACUUUUGUAGAAUAUUUACAUACAGUAUAGUAGAUUUAUUCUCAUCAUGUAGUAUUUUUAUAGUGAAAAGGUGCAAUAUAGAGUGUAAGUCGUAUAAUACUAAGGAAGGUAACAACUAGACAAUUUUGUUCCAACGUGUUUUUAAUACGUACAAUUUGUAAUAUUAUAGAAAUGAUUUAUUUAAUAAAACUUAUCUAACUA